GUCACUUGUACCGUCCUCUCCUUAACCUCGUCAUAUUGGAAUAUUAAAUCUGCAUCUACCUGCCAGCAGUAGUAAACUAAAGGCAUGUUACCGCUGAGGAGAAAAGGUGGGAACUUGAUGGGAGCAGCACUAGAAGUACGUCAACCAUCUACAUUCUGAUUGGACCCUUUCUCUAUUUCAAGUGGUGCAUCUCCUUCUCAGAUCUUGUCACCAUGAAUUCAGCUCAAGGUCUGUGUGUACUGGCUCUGCUGACCUCAGGCAUAGCACAGAAUCAAGAAACUACAUCCAGUGUUCCCGUAACUGAAAAAGUCUCAACUAAAGCUACUGUACCUGUGACUGUGACCAUGGCAUCACCAUCCACAACCAAAGCUACAUCGGCUUCAACACAAUACUCUACUGCAGCUCCAACUAAACUGGCUUCAACACAAUCCUAUACUGCAGCUCCAAAUACAUUGGCUUCAACACAACCUUCUACUGGAGCUCCAACUACAACGACACAACCCUCUACUGCAGCUCCAAUUACAACACAUUCAACUAAAGCUGCAUCUGUCCUUACAACCACUACAAAUGUAGCAACAACUGAUACUACAACUACUGCAAUCACUACUAUGACUGUCACACCUACAAAUACCACAGCUGUUCCCACAACUACUUCUAGAGCUGACCCUGCAAUCACUACUACAACUGUCCCACCUACAAAUACCACAACUGUUCCCACAACUUCUUCUAGAGCUGACCCUGCAAUCACUACUACAACUGUCCCACCUACAAAUACCACAACUGUUCCCACAACUUCUUCUAGAGCUGACCCUGCAAUCACUACUACUACUGUCCCACCUACAAAUACCACAACUGUUCCCACAACUACUUCUAGAGCUGACCCUGCAAUCACUACUAUAACUGUCCCACCUACAAAUACCACAACUGUUCCCACAACUUCUUCUGGAACUGACUCUGCAAUCACUACUACAACUGUCCCACCUACAAAUACCACAACUGUUCCCACAACUUCUUCUAGAACUGACCCUGCAAUCACUACUACUACUGUCCCACCUACAAAUACCACAACUGUUCCCACAACUACUUCUAGAGCAGACCCUGCAAUCACUACUAUGACUGUCACACCUACAAAUACCACAACUGUUCCCACAACUACUUCUAGAGCAGACCCUGCAAUCACUACUACAACUGUCCCACCUACAAGUACUGCAACUGCUCCCACAACUACUUCUAGCGCUGACCUGACAACCAUUGCUGCAACCAUCGCAGCAACCAUCCCUACCACUGCUACUUCAACCACCAGUACAACAGUUACAACAACCUCCACCCAGGCCUCAAGCACUUCCACUGUCCUCCCUCCAACCACGUCUCGCAAUAUAAUCACUACUACCACUAUGAACAGAGGCCCAGGGGUCAAAGCAUCUCUGCUGACCUCUCUAGUGCCAUUGCUGCUGUUUGUGCUGCACCACUGA
This is a messenger RNA of Lampris incognitus (smalleye Pacific opah), 1472 nucleotides long. Its product is annotated as mucin-2-like. Bases 213 to 1472 code for a protein of 419 amino acids. NCBI's taxonomy places the organism in Eukaryota, Metazoa, Chordata, Actinopteri, Lampriformes, Lampridae. The record is from RefSeq and is a predicted model, not a curated record. The transcript is spliced from 2 exons.